This is a messenger RNA of Miniopterus natalensis, 1941 nucleotides long. RefSeq names its product zDHHC palmitoyltransferase 15 (gene ZDHHC15). The record is from RefSeq and is a predicted model, not a curated record. Gene Ontology annotation, molecular function: palmitoyltransferase activity. NCBI's taxonomy places the organism in Eukaryota, Metazoa, Chordata, Mammalia, Chiroptera, Miniopteridae.
AGACCCAGCGCCAGCAGGCGUGCUCGGUCGAUCUUCGAGCUGAAGAUGCGGCGGGGCUGGAAGAUGGCUCUGUCCGCGGGGCUGCGGGGCUGCCGCCGGGUACUUUCCUGGGUGCCGGUGCUCGUUAUCGUCUUCGUCGUGCUCUGGUCAUACUAUGCCUACGUCUUUGAGCUCUGCCUGGUCACUGUUUUGAGCCCAGCAGAAAAAGUUAUCUACCUCGUAUUCUACCAUGCCAUCUUUGUGUUCUUUACCUGGACUUACUGGAAGUCUAUUUUUACACUCCCUCAACAGCCAAACCAGAAGUUUCACUUGUCCUAUACAGACAAGGAACGUUAUGAAAAUGAAGAGAGACCUGAGGUCCAAAAGCAGAUGCUCAUUGAUAUUGCCAAGAAGCUACCAGUUUACACAAGGACCGGGAGUGGAGCUGUAAGAUUCUGUGACCGGUGCCAUUUGAUCAAGCCAGAUCGCUGCCACCACUGCUCUGUUUGUGCUAUAUGUGUUUUAAAAAUGGACCAUCAUUGCCCUUGGGUUAACAAUUGCAUUGGAUUUUCCAACUAUAAAUUCUUCCUUCAGUUCUUAGGUUAUUCUGUUCUCUACUGCUUGUACAUUGCUACAACAGUCUUCAGCUAUUUCAUCAAAUACUGGAGAGGGGAAUUGCCCAGUGUUCGCUCUAAGUUCCAUGUCCUUUUUCUCCUCUUUGUGGCCUGCAUGUUUUUUGUCAGCCUUGUGAUUCUCUUUGGUUACCAUUGUUGGCUUGUCAGCAGAAACAAAACCACCUUAGAGGCCUUCUGUACUCCAGUGUUUACAAGUGGUCCAAAGAAAAAUGGGUUCAACCUUGGCUUCAUCAAAAAUAUCCAGCAGGUGUUUGGAGACAACAAGAAGUUCUGGUUAAUACCUAUUUGGUCCAGCCCUGGUGAUGGACACUCCUUCCCUAUGAGUUCUAUGAAUGAGUCACAGAACCCACUGCUAGCAAAUGAAGAGCCCUGGGAUGACAAUGAUGAUGACAACCGAGAUUAUCCAGAAGGUUCAUCAUCUCUUGCGGAGGAAACAGAAACAUAGCAGUUUGUGCAUUUCCUGCAUCUCUAAGACAGGCAAAAAGCACCAUCCCUGCACUCCAGUUCUCCCAAAAUGCUACUAAAUUGUUCACCAGUGGCAGGCAGCCUUACACAUGGGAUUCUCUUUCGUCCAGUGAAAAGCUAAACAGCCUUCUCUUUGCAACAUUCACAGGUAAAUAACCUAGUGUGAUUCAGCAUUAAAUGGAGAAUUUUAGUGAUAGAAAUACCAUGGAGUUCAAAGCUCUGAUCUGAUAAGCCUUCUAAUUUUAUACCCAUGAAAAAGCUAGUAAUUAUUCAAAAGCCUAUUGAUUUGUUUGUGGACUCUUGGGUCUUCACUUUUUUCCCUUAUAGAACCCUGCUGUGUACCAGUAUAGAUACUGUAUAAGACCUUGUAUAUGCAAGCAAUUUUGCUAUGUACUUCAUAUGUAUUAUCUCAUUUAAUCCUCAUAGCAACUCUAUGAAGUGAAUGUUAUUAUUCCCAUUUUACUUAUGAGAAAACUGAAGUCCAGAGAUGUUAAGUCACCUACCCAGCUAGUAAGAGGAUUAAAAUUCUCUGGUGAAAUAAAUUUAGGAAAUCCUGUAUAAGCAAAAUUAGAGGGUUGUCUUUACCAUAGGGAUUCUCAAGAUUUUUAUUAUAUAAAUGAGUCGUGUGACUCUCCAAGAGGAGGAUAUAGUAGCCCUCUGAAACUAUUUGACUAAACUUAUUUUAUUAUGUGCAGAUCAUGGAAUGUUGUCUUUAGUGCAGUACUUAUCAAGACUUAUAAUAUGCUAAGGAACUUUGUCAAUCCCUAAAAGUGAAUAAGUUUACCCAAACUUGUAUUACCAUGUAACUUUUUUCAGAACAUCUUGAGUGAAUGUUAAAUCAUAAAAUAAAUUCUUGAUAUGA